This is a messenger RNA of Populus nigra (black poplar), 2249 nucleotides long. RefSeq lists its product as uncharacterized. Bases 396 to 1889 code for a protein of 497 amino acids. Gene Ontology annotation, molecular function: clathrin binding. Gene Ontology annotation, cellular component: intracellular membrane-bounded organelle; vesicle; cytoplasm. NCBI's taxonomy places the organism in Eukaryota, Viridiplantae, Streptophyta, Magnoliopsida, Malpighiales, Salicaceae. Gene Ontology annotation, biological process: clathrin-dependent endocytosis; clathrin coat disassembly. The record is from RefSeq and is a predicted model, not a curated record. The transcript is spliced from 7 exons.
UUUGCUUUUGCCUAAUUUGCUUCCCCACCCCGACAGGAAAGAAAAAAAGAAAAGUUCAACCACAAAACAACAUCCAUAAAACUUUAAAAGAGAGAGCCAAUGAAUCGCUAGCUCCUGCCUUUUUCCUAGACAUGUUGAUCAACAUCUUUUAAUUAAUAUCUUCAUGCCUCUCUUUUUUUUAUCUCCUCUUGCGUAUUUAGAGACACACACACACACAUCCCACCACCAAAUGCAUGAUUAAACCUCCCUGAUCUCUUCCUUUCUGGCAUUUCAUUUUUUACCAUCUUCCCUUCUUUCUUUUAUGUGGUAUGUACUCUUACCUUUACACGCACAUCUAUAUCAGCAAGAUUAGUAGGAGUAGGACGUUGUGGCAAAUUAGUUUUAAUAUAUAAUACAUGGAUGAGUCGUGGCGAAUGCGCAUGGGAGUGCCAACGCCAAGCGUCCCAAGACGCCGCUCCAUGGAGGAUAUUGCAACCACAAGACAUUCCAUGGAUGCCAGAUUGGACCCAGAUGACUUCUCUGACGUCUUCGGUGGGCCUCCAAGGAGUGUUCUCUCUCGCAAAUUCCCCGCCGAUUUCACCAGAUCUUCUUCUUCGUCUUUCUAUGAGGAGAUUUUCCUCCCAGAAACGGACUCUCUUUCGAAAGGGAAAAAGAAUGGCGGACGUAGCCUGCCGGCGUUCAGAAUCCCGGCCAGGGGAGAAGGGUUCUACAGUGAUGUGUUUAGGUUGUCGGACGAGGGCAGGAGGUCCAGGCAACGGUCAAGGGCCACCUCCAAGUCCAAGUCCAACUCUUCGUCGGUGCUGAGUUCGGAGGAGCUUAGUCCUCAACGGCGGCUGGUGACCGGAGAUGACGUUGCAUUAUCUUCUUUCGCUUCAAAGCUCAGGCCAAUCAAUGUACCUUACAGAUGGAACUCAGCCACAGGGAGGCCCGAAGCACAACCAGCUGGGAGACAAUGGAACAUGCCAUCUUUUCCACGCAAUCAUACCGAGAAAUGUUACAUGGAAAAUGAAUACAUUGAUGAGAAAGUCAGAUGCUGCUCCUCUUAUUUUAAGGUUUCACGGCAGGUCUCAUCCCCAGAAACCAUUAGUCUUGAACCCCAUUCACACCGAAGCAUCAAAAUUCCUGUGGAUGAUUUAGAACUCAACUCCCCUUCAUCUCCGACCUCUUCACUGUGUCAUGAACCAGAGGCAAAAGUUGGUGUACAGUGUAAUAUAAUGCUAGAAGAAGAACUGGAACAGGUUGAAGAUGAAGAUGAAGAUGAAGAUGAAGAUGAAGAUGAAGAUGAAGUAAUGAGUUCUUAUGUUAUCGAGAUCAAUUCUGAUCAUAGAGAAGGGACUGGCGAAGCAGUUUCUAUUGACGAAGCAAUUGCAUGGGCUAAGGAGAAAUUCCGGUCAAGAUCUUUUGAUAGACAGCACGAAAAUGUUUCGAUGGACCACCACUCAGAUGAAGCAGAAGAAAGGCGUAAUGUGCAUGAUUUUGUUGGGCAUCAAUUGGAUGGACAUGGGAGUAGGCAAUGCACCAUGGAAGAAGAGCUGAAGAAAUCCAGAAGAGAAGAAGUAGAAAAAUCAGAAAAAGAUAUGGAGAUGGAGUUAUUGGAUGAAGACAUUAGGUUGUGGUCAGCUGGCAAGGAAACUAAUAUCCGUCUGCUGCUAUCCACACUUCAUCACAUUCUAUGGCCAAAUAGCGGUUGGUAUGCAAUCGCCCUAACAAGCCUCAUUGAGAGCUCACAAGUAAAGAAAGCUUAUCAGAAAGCAAGGCUAUGUCUCCAUCCUGACAAGUUGCAACAAAGAGGAGGAACACUCUCACAGAAAUAUGUCGCAGAGAAGGCCUUUUCCAUCCUGCAGGAUGCAUGGGCUUCUUUCAUCUCCCAAGAUUUGUUGUUUAACUAGUAGACGAUUCAAGAUUUUUUUUGCGCUCAGUUUCUUCAGCUUUGAAAACCAACAAGAGAAGCUAGCUCGAUCAACUAAACGGAGAAUGAAGAACAUAUCCAGAAUAGAUGUGUGCGACGCAAAUUGCUGGAAAUUGAAAACAAAUCAUGUAUUCAGAAUAGUUCAUGUUCAUCCUCUGCAUGCUUUCCAACGUUCCUUGAUUAAUGUCUGAACAAUGAGAGACAAGAUAUGCUACGCAACAAUGAGAAAGAGGGAUAAUGUACUAAUGUUCUUUGCUUUUUCUUUUUUCUUUUUAAUUUAUGGUCAAUAAUUAUUGAUUGUAACUUGGUUUUUGACUUCAAUAAGGCAUUUCAAGAUCAA